This is a messenger RNA of Linum trigynum, 4831 nucleotides long. The record is from the annotation of a GenBank genome assembly. Lineage: Eukaryota; Viridiplantae; Streptophyta; Magnoliopsida; Malpighiales; Linaceae.
ACCAAUAAACAUAUGCACCACUACCAAAACAAUAAGCAUCAGAAUAUCAGAAUACCACUACGUCAACACUACCAAUAACCAUAUACAACACUACCAAAACAAUAAGCACCAAAAUACCAUCACUACCCUUAGUAACCACGGUGGCUACAAGGACCAAGUUACCACCGUAACCGCUCCCGUUCGAAUCCCCACCAUCCCAUUUGAAUUUUUUUUUUUUGGAGAUUAAAAAAAGCAACAUGUUGUGGGAGUGGUGGAUCAAACCUACAUAAUAAAUAGUUUACUAAAUUUAGCACAACAUCUACACCACUCAACUACAACUCUUCUCUUGAAACAAUUAAUAUAUUGACAAAGUUUUACUCAUUGAAAGCUAAAAAUCCUCAAUAACUUUAAAUAACCAUAACUUUGUGCUCCAAAAUCCGAACGUCAUGAACUUUUUUUUUCAUUUCGCAUAACUUUUUAAGGACUACAAUUUUCACUAGGAAUGAAUUUUCAAAACUUGAAUUAUUUUUGGAUAUACAGGAUUUUGGGAAUAGCUUACCUUCCCUUUUCAGCAAUCCACGUACAUUUCAAAAUUAUGUCUAUGAUAAAAUUUAUAGUCCUUAAAAAGUUAUGUGAAAUGAAAAAAAAAAUUCAUGUCGUUUGGAUUUUGGAGCACAAAGUUAUGGUUGUCCAAAGUUUGGCGAAAUCGGAAAAAGCUCGUUCGGGGUAGCAAAUGACAUUUUUUCGGCACGAAGGCGGGACCGACAGUUUGCUGCUUGCAAGAUCUCGAAAAGUUAUGCGGAAUAAAAAAAAUCACGACGAUCGGAUACCCGAACACAAAGAUACGUUCGUUUGAAGUUUUCACCUAGGUUAGGAUUUUUUUUUAAAAAAAACCAAAACCGCAUGGUGGGGGUGAGGUUUGCAAAACCGCCCCCUACCCGUGCGGUUUUCAUUGAAAAAUGCGCCCCCGGUAGCGGUUUUCGCCUAAACCGCUGGUUCGGGUGGCGGUUUUUGAGAGAAAGAUGAUAUUUUUGAAAUUUUUUUUUUAACAGUGCUAUUUCUGAAAAAAUCCUCAUUAGUCCUUGUUUGGUAACAAUUUGUCGUCUUUGCUUGUUGAGAAAGCUACCAAUAUUGAUGAGGCUGAAGUGAAGAAGCUCAAGGCCCUUCUUGGCGGCUCUGGCUAGAUUGAUUGAGAGGCGCACGUGAUUGUCGUAUACUGAAGAGAAAUAAUGAUGCAAUAUGACUAAGCGGAAGUAAUAUAAAUAAUGAUGUAAUAUUUGAUGAAAUAAAUGGUGAUGAUCCUACGUUCUAUGUUUAUUUCGUAGUCGUGGGUUGAUCAGAAAUAAAAGCACACUACAAGAAUUUCUCUUAUUUCUUUUUCGUAAAUUUGAAGAGUUAAGGUAUAAAAAUGUAACAAAAAAAAAAUUAGGUAUUAAAAUGUAAUUUUUCAUUGCUCUGAAGUGAAUCGCUAUUCGUCGCCUUAAAAUUCAAAUUUUAUCGCCCUAAAACAUAACAAAUUGACAUAUUGACCCCUCAACUCAAUUUUAAUUCUAAAUCAUAGCCGAACAAGUCAUUAUCCCUUCCGAAGUCCGAACCCACAUCCACCGCCGGCCUACCCUACUCACCCCCAACCAACAUCCGCCGCCAGGCACCAUCUCUGUCACCCCUGUUCACCCCCAACCUCGUGGGUUGUCAGUCGCCCCUGCUCACCCCCAUCUUUGCCAUCCUCUCCUGCUGCUGCUACUCUACCAUCGGAGGGAAGGAGGAAGAAGAGGUGGUGGAUGGAAACGUAAGCAAUAUUGGAGUUCCACCCAAGUUUUGUACACAACAAUGGAAUAUGAACGUAGUAUUUUACAAGGCUAACCCAAAUUACUAAGACACAAGAGAAAACAGAGUAUGUGUAAUUAAUGGGGGAGUAUGAAAUGAAGAGAGACAUUCGAAAAUCUAUUUAACCGACAAGUGCUAGCUCAGGCCGUCUGUCAUAACAAGUCGAUUUUCAGUGCUGGGGUAUCUGACAACUUGAAAGCUGACUUGGUCCAAUGCUUUGGGUUUAAGGAAGGUAGUCUGCCUGUCAGGUAUCUAGGUUUGCCUUUGAAUGCUGGGAAACUCUCUUCUUGUAAGUCCCUGAUUAAUAGAAUAGUUAGGAGGAUUAUGGGUUGGCAGCCAAAGCUUUUAACCUAUGAUGGGAAGCUUGAGCUAGUAGUGUCAAUAUUAGCUAGUAUGACUCAGUUUUGGAUGAAUGUUAUCAUCCUGUCAAAGAAGGUGAUUAAGCAAAUAGAAGCUCUCGGUUCUCAAUUUCUUGGUGUAUUCUCUCUGAUUAGGAAACACUUUGGAUAGCUUGGAUUAAGGAGUAUCGUCUUCGUAAUUUGAGCAUCUGGGACGUGAAAACUAGAGGAUCUUGGGUAUGGAACAAGAUACUUAAGCUGCGUGGUGAUUUUGCAGGGAAGCUGUGUAAAACUAAUCAAGGGUUGGAAUGGGAAGGGGAGAAAAUGGCCAGAUUUCAGAUUAGCAAAGUUUGGCAGAGUAUCAGGCCGAGAGGUGAAGUAGUGGGGUGGUCUAAACUGGUCUAGAAUGGUGGUAUUCCUAAGAACUCUACGAUUACGUGGUUGACUUACUUGGGGAGAAUAACUACCCUGGAUGUGGUACAAUGUUGGAACCCUGAAGUGGUUGUUACGUGUCCUCUCUGUGGACAAGAAUCAGAGUCAAAGAAUCACAUUUUCUUUCUAUGUGACUAUGUGCCGGAAGUAUGGCGUACGGUGUUUCCUGCGCGAUGGCAACUCCCGGUGUCCCUUAACCUGCAACAGGUGGUGGAUUUAGCAACUCAGAAAAUCAGUAAGUGUUUGGUUGGUAGAAUUCUCUGGUGUCUGGUGUUGAGUGAGGUGUGGCAAGAACGAUGUAGGCGGGUUUAUGGCGGCAAGAAGCUAUAUAUUGAGGAGCUAAUCAGUAAGCUGCAGGGGGUGAUGGAAGCAAAGGAGCUGGGGGACCUCAGAUUUGCUGAGUCUUCUGCUACACAGUCCUUGUGGUAUAAGACUAACUCCAACCCAAAAAGCUAUAUUUAGCCUCCCAAGCUCUCAAAUGUGCAUAUUUGCCUCCCCAAAACACCUUUUUGCUCCAACCCUAUAGGCUUCCAAAUUUAGCUUCCCACAUCUUUUUUUGAUUUAAUUUCCAUAAUCCAUACUUAUUUACAAUAUCAUUCUUGUAAUUCACUUUUAAUUUUUUUUAUAGUUUGUUAUUACUUGUGAAAACAAAAUUUUUGAUACAAUUUUUUUUAAUACCGAGAUAUUUUUUUUUCAAAAUUAGUCAUUUUUUGUAGCCGUUACUUUAUGACCUUUUUUUUGGACCGAUCCAAAUAUGAUCGUUUUUUUUUAGCCGUUACUUUGUGACCGUUUUUUUGUCGUUUUGUGCAUCAUAUGUGUUUAUAAAUUACAAUUCUUCAUUUUUCAUCAACUCACUGAAACUUCUUCCCAUUUCUAAAACAAACACAUUCAUCAUGAGUAUGUCAGAUAGCUCAUCGUCGGGAGGAGAAGAAGAAAUCGAAGAGUACGAGAGGUUUCACCACCUACGGUUGAGUUUAAUCGGCCGGAGGCUGGCUGAAGGUUCAUCAAGUCGACGUCACAUUGAUCGUGAAAGGGUCGAAUGUAAUCGCCGUCUUAUGAGGGAUUACUUCGAUCCAAAUCCAGUAUACAAUGCUCGCAUAUUUAGAAGGCGCUAUCGGAUGCAACCAAGAUUAUUCCAUCGCAUUAUGGGCGACAUUUUGAGGUUUGACCCCUCAUUUGCUCUACGGCGUGAUAGCUUGGGUCAAUUAUCAUUAUCUCCAGAGCAGAAGCUUACUGGUGCGAUGCGCAUGCUAGCAUAUGGUUCUCCAGCUGAUCAACUUGACGAGUAUGUUCGUAUGGGUGAGAGCACUUUUAUGGAGGUGUUCAGAAAGUUCUGCAACAACAUUAUCAACAUGUAUGGGGCCACAUAUCUUCGCGCACCUACUCCUGCCGAUUUAAGGAUCUUACUCAGUAAAGCCUCAAGACGUGGCUUUCCUGGAAUGGUUGGAUCAAUUGACUGUAUGCAUUGGGAGUGGAGGAAUUGUCCAAGUGGCUGGGCAGGACAAUACACCGGCCACAUGCAUAGGCCAACAAUCAUUCUAGAGGCGGUGACCUCCUACAACACAUGGAUAUGGCAUGCUUUCUUUGGGUCUCCUGGAUCGAACAACGAUAUAAAUGUUCUGGGGAUGUCUCCAGUGUUUGAUCGUAUUGUCAAUGGAAGCGCUCCACAUGUACGAUUUGAGGUAAAUGGCCAUGCUUAUGAUCAAUGCUAUUAUUUGGCCGACGGUAUUUAUCCCUCAUGGUCGACUUUAGUGAAGACCUUCAGCAAUCCAAGGUCAAACAAAGAGGCUUUGUUUGCUCAACGUCAAGAAGCACACCGCAAAGACGUAGAGCGGGCAUUUGGAAUCCUCCAAUCAAGAUGGGCAAUUGUUCGUGGCCCUGCAAGAGCUUGGGAUGUUGUCACACUAAACAAUAUAAUGUUGACGUGCAUUAUAUUACACAACAUGAUAAUCGAGGAUGAGCAAGUUGAUUCUGAUGAUGAGAUGGAUGAUGACCUUGAUUAUGAGGUCCAUGAACAACCUCAACCAAUCAACCGACACGUUCCAACUCUGGUUGAUUAUUUGGCUAGAAAUAAUAGGAUUCGCUCCUCAACAACACAUCAUGCGCUUCGAAAUGACUUGGUUGAGCAUCUUUGGAAUUUGCAGGGCAAUAACUAGUAUUGUUUAAUUAUGGAUUGUAUUGCUUGUUUGGUAGUUUGUAUUUCAAGUUUCAGUGUGUGAUUGUAUUUCAUGUUUCAAUAAAGUGUGUUUUGUAGU